CUUGGUGCCCGGCGCGCCCGUCGCACAGUGAGAGCGUCAGCGGAGUCUGUCGGCGUGACGUGGCCAAAGGCGGAAGCGAUGCUGCGGCAGGACAGUAGUGAUGACACAGAAGAUGUGUCACUCUUUGAUGCCGAUGAUGAAAUGUCUAGGAGACCCAAGAAAUCUAAAAUCAAACAUCCUAUAGCUUCCUUUUUUCACCUGUUCUUCCGGGUCAGUGCACUAAUUGUCUACUUACUCUGCGAAUUGUUGAGUAGCAGCUAUAUUGCCUGUAUGGUGACAAUCAUCUUACUUCUGUCUUGCGACUUCUGGGCAGUGAAGAACAUCACAGGGAGGUUGAUGGUUGGCCUUCGCUGGUGGAACCAGAUUGAUGAGGAUGGCAAAAGCCACUGGGUUUUUGAAGCCAGGAAGACAUCUGCUCAGGGGAAGAAAGCUACAUCAGAAGCAGAGUCCAGAAUCUUCUGGUUAGGACUGAUCACUUGCCCUUUGCUCUGGGUGGUUUUUGCCUUCAGCGCUCUGUUCUCUUUCAAAGUUAAAUGGCUGGCCAUAGUGAUUAUGGGCGUGACGUUGCAAGGAGCCAAUCUUUAUGGCUACAUCCGGUGCAAAGUGGGCAGCAGGAAAAAUCUGACCAGUGUGGCAACCUCAUAUCUAGGCAGGCAGCUACUGCGGCAGACUGUAUCCAAAGAGGACCAAGCAGUAUCUUGAGGAUCCACAAAGAGUCCUGUUUCCACUUUGGUUGCUACUGAAGAAUGAGAAAUAUUUCCUUGGGCCCCUGUACAGAAGAUUUAUAAGAUGUGUGUGGAUUUUUGUAAUUAAAUAGCUUUUACAGAAAUGCUAGUUCUCAUUUCUUGUAACUUAGAUUUGCAGAGCUCUUGCUGACCCUCAACAUGCCAUUGGGACCUUUAAAAAAAGUAAAAUUUCUUCUUUUAUUACUGGUUGAUUAUGACACUCUGUUUCUUAAGUAUCUGGGUCUGUUUCAGAGAACUUUAUUGUGAAAUAUUGGACUGUCCAAAAAGUGGGUAUCUAUCUGAACAGCUCCAUGACAGAGGAUUGAGUUCUUUCUCUCCUUGCAGAAUAUUUCUCCCUGAAGAAUGUAACUUUGACUUGCAAUUUUGUAGAUUUUAUGUUAGGGGAAGAGAACUUGAAAUACAGAUGGAAAAAAUCCAUUCAGACUAUUAGUAAUAGAAUAUAGGAGAUCAGUAGGACUUGGACUUUAGUUAUUGGAACAAAAGGACUCAUAAGUCAGAAGUUCAGAUCUGUUCAAAUGGAUUAUGAGUGUGGUACUUCACUGGAAACCAUCUUCUUCAAAGCUGCAUUUUUUCCCUCUUUGUUAUGGACUGGAAUGGGAUCUCUAAACCUUAGCUUGAUCAUACCAUGGCUGAUUGGACUGUUUUUCAGAAUUAGGAUUUUCAUUAACAUUUUGUGUUUGCUGGAUGUACUUUUAUGCUCAAAUUUCAUUUUGAAUAUGAUCAAUUUGCAGAUUUCUCCCUAGUUCAUAUUGUAUUAACACUGCUUAAAAAGUUGGCAGUGCGUGAAUAGAAAAGAAAGAUUGGUUAUAAUGAAGACUGCAUAAUAAUUGCUUAUUAUUUAUGUUCACAUUGAUUCGAUAGAUUAUACAAAAAGGAGUACUGAUAAUGUUUGUACUUGGGCGUCUGGAUAAUGUACAGGUUGAGUUUUUCCCCUGGGAAUGCUAAAGCAAUGCAUUUGAAAUUGCUGACCUGCAUUGUGCAUGGUUAUGAAACCUUUUAAAUGGUUAUGCUUUUGAAGAAACAUGUUUUUUCAAAGAAAUCUAUUUUUUUAAAGUUAUGUAAUUCUGAAUUUACCUGA
Messenger RNA from Anolis sagrei ordinatus, 1824 nucleotides. It is a transcript of the gene TVP23C, whose product is annotated as trans-golgi network vesicle protein 23 homolog C. Gene Ontology annotation, biological process: protein secretion; vesicle-mediated transport. Lineage: Eukaryota; Metazoa; Chordata; Lepidosauria; Squamata; Anolidae. The record is from RefSeq and is a predicted model, not a curated record. Gene Ontology annotation, cellular component: Golgi membrane.